GAUACUCGCAACCAGCAGCACACACGAGCCACAACACACGCUUCCGUGAACGCCGGGUGGAAAUACCACACCGCAGUGUGUGCUUGACUGCCGUCAUGGCUACUUGCGGGGAAGCAGGAGAGGGAUGCAAGAAGGCCGGCAUGCCCACGUGGGUGCCUCCGAGACCGCUCGGCGAGGGAGGCUUGACGGAGAUGAUGGACAGGAUGUACCCUCUCAAGGUCUUCAACUCGCUAACGAGGACAAAGACUCGGUUUGUGCCUAAAGACUCCAACCGGGUGCUGUGGUACAUGUGCGGACCCACUGUCUACGCCCCCAGCCACAUGGGCCACGCGCGGACAUACCUGCACUUCGAUAUCCUUCGGCGAGUGAUGACCGAUUUUUUCGGCUACGACGUGUCUCUGUGCAUGAACAUCACCGACAUCGAUGACAAGAUCAUCACCAGGGCCAACGAGGGCGGGCAAAACUAUCGCGAGCUGGCGGCCCACUUCGAGGAGGACUACAUGCAGGACAUGGCCUUGCUAGGCGUGCGCGCCCCCACCGUGGUGACACGCGUCAGUGAGUUCAUCCCGGAGGUGGUGGAGUACAUCCAAGGCAUCAUCGACAACGGCUACGCCUACGAGUCAAACGGUUCCGUCUACUUUAACGUUCAGUCUUUCGAAGGGAAGAAGGGGCACGCGUACGCUAAGCUCUUGCCCGAGGGGGUCGGCAACGGGGAGCUCAUGGCGGAAGGGGAGGGUGCGCUCAGCCUAGGGGCCGGCGACAAGAGGUCGUCGGGCGACUUCGCGCUCUGGAAGCGCAGCCGGGAGGGGGAGCCCAGCUGGCCGAGCCCCUGGGGCGACGGGCGGCCCGGGUGGCACAUCGAGUGCAGCGUAAUGGCGAGCGCUACGUUCGAGGGGAUGGGGGACGGCACGAUGGACAUCCACUCCGGGGGCGUCGACCUCAAGUUCCCGCACCACGACAACGAGAUGGCCCAGGCGGAGGCUAAGUACGACUGCUGCCAGUGGGUGAACUACUUCCUGCACACCGGCCACCUGCACAUCAAGGGCUUCAAGAUGUCCAAGAGCCUCAAGAACUUCAUCACCAUCAAGCAGGCCCUGCAGGAGAACUCGCCACGGCAGAUCCGGCUGUUAUUCCUGCUGCACAAGUACAACACCCCCAUGGAUUACGGUGACGACGCCAUGUCCGGCGCGCUCGCCGCGGAGAGGACGUUCAGCGAGUUCUUCCAUAACGUCAAGGCCGCCCUACGGAGAACGACGGCGAGGGACCCCGCCCGCACGAAAGAGCCGGAGCUCGCGCUCAUGUCGAGCCUUUCGGACGCCAAGAAGGAGGUGAAGAAGUGCCUGUGCGAUGACGUCGACACGCCGGGGGCCAUGGGAGCGUUGCAGGAGCUUGUGAAGAACGUGAACAAGUACAUCGAGGCGAAGGAGAGGGCGGGAGAGCCGAUCGUCGCGGACUGUGUGCGAGGGGCUGCCGAGUACGUCACCAAGAUCUUCAAGGUUUUCGGGCUGGCGUCUCCCGGCCCAGCGCUAGGCUUCUCCCAGGUGGGAGACGCAGGCGUCGGCGGGGACGCCAGCGGGGAGGGGGGCGAGGCCUCUCGGGAAGCGAUCCUGGGACCGGUUCUCGACGUCCUCUCGGAGUUCCGCGACAAGGUGAGGGGGUGCGGCCGCGCGGGGGACACGAAGGGGGUGCUGGCGGCCUGCGACCACGUGAGAGAAGAGCUGCUGCCUGGCGUCGGGGUGCGACUCGAGGACAAGGGGGACCAGGCGGUGUGGAAGCUCGAGGACCCGGCCGUAUUGGCAAGAGAGCGACAGCAGCGUGAACAAGAACAGUUGCGCCGCUUGGAGGCGAAGGCAGAGACGAAGAGGAAGGCGGCAGAGAAGGAGGCAAGGAAAAAGAUCCCCGCCAGCGAAUACUUCCGGGGAUUGAAGGGCGAAGACGGGAAGGCGUUGUACACCCAGUUCGACGACAACGGCGUUCCCACGCACGACGCUGCCGGCGAACCGAUCGUCAAGGACAAGAAGGUCAAGAAGGAGUGGGAGGCCCAGAACAAGCUGUACAACAACGCGCUAGCGAAGGCCAAGAAAUGAUUAUUCUAUCGUGGUAUUUUCUUGCACAAAGUUUGGGUUGUGUACCGGUUUCGAGCAACUUUCGGCACACAGAAAAGGAGGGUGUCCACAUCGCACAAAAGAUUCGUUGAGCGCCGUUGAUGCAGUCGGUGCUGAGGAAGGCUUCAGAGAGCUAGGAGCACAGGGUGGGCAGGUGCUGUUGCGCUCUGGUGCCGUUGCUGUCGUCGUACACAGCACCGUAGGAGUAUGCGCUACGCUCGAGCACCGCGGUGGUUGGUGCGUAGCGGUCGCAAAUAAGAUUUUCCCUCCUCACCAGAACCAGUGUUAAGGUUGCAUUGUCGAAUGGUACGUGCCUGUAGUUUUUUUUUUUCGAGUUUUGUUUCAACGGGAUUGUUCAGCGACGACCCCCAGUGGCAUGAUGCUUUUUUUCUUUGUACCGAUACAGAGCGCGAACAGCGCGUUGGGAUUGGCUGCCGCUUUUUGCAAGACCGAGACGCAGGAUGAUGGCGCAGGCUUCGAGGUUGGAAGUGUUCCAAGGUAUAGCUGACUGAAUGAAAAAGGGGUCCCAAACUUUC
Molecule: messenger RNA, 2641 nt
Organism: Ectocarpus siliculosus
Lineage: Eukaryota; Phaeophyceae; Ectocarpales; Ectocarpaceae
Source: the annotation of a GenBank genome assembly